AUGCCGGGCCACAGUGAGUUGCAGAGACUCGCCAGUCAAUUCAUGGAUGAGACAGGAGACAAGGAGCCUCAGAACGUCGAACUUGGUAGGGAACAAGUCUUCCUCUGUGAAUCGAAAGGCCGUGAAGCCGGCCAUACCAAGCAAGAUGGGAGACACCAUUACAGUAUUUAA
Molecule: messenger RNA, 171 nt
Organism: Fusarium odoratissimum NRRL 54006
Lineage: Eukaryota; Fungi; Ascomycota; Sordariomycetes; Hypocreales; Nectriaceae
Exons: 2
Coding region: 1-171 (56 amino acids)
Source: RefSeq, a predicted model, not a curated record